Exaiptasia diaphana is the source of this 408-nucleotide messenger RNA. RefSeq names its product 15-hydroxyprostaglandin dehydrogenase [NAD(+)]-like. Gene Ontology annotation, molecular function: oxidoreductase activity, acting on the CH-OH group of donors, NAD or NADP as acceptor. The record is from RefSeq and is a predicted model, not a curated record. The transcript is spliced from 3 exons. Lineage: Eukaryota; Metazoa; Cnidaria; Anthozoa; Actiniaria; Aiptasiidae. The coding region runs from base 119 to 382 and encodes 87 amino acids. Gene Ontology annotation, cellular component: cytoplasm.
UGAUGUUUUGACUGGGGAAGGAACUGAUGCGCAGGCAGCUCUCCAAGCCGAGUAUGGCCCAGGCUCCGCUGUGUUUAUAGAAUGUGGCGUCACAAAGAAUGAAGAUUUGAAAUGCGCCAUGAAUACCGUGAUCAAGGAACAUGGAAAGCUUGAUAUUCUGUGCAACAACGCAGGCGUCGCUGAACAGCCAGACUGGGAGAAAACUUUUAAUGUUAAUCUGGGUGGAGUGAUCCGUGGUACAAAGCUGGGACUGGAGCUGAUGUCUUCUGGGGUGAUAAUCAACACUUCUUCUGUUGCAGGUAUUCGUGCGAAACAUCUUCUCAGCCCACCCCCCAUGAGUCACGUAAUGAUAUUUCACACCUUUUUCAAUUUCACCCAAUAAUUUUUCAUAUCUUUAUAUUACUCCGU